Molecule: messenger RNA, 391 nt
Organism: Populus euphratica (Euphrates poplar)
Lineage: Eukaryota; Viridiplantae; Streptophyta; Magnoliopsida; Malpighiales; Salicaceae
Product: dirigent protein 20-like
Exons: 1
Source: RefSeq, a predicted model, not a curated record
AUGGCUAGAGUUCCCAUCUUUGCUCCCAAAUUCAUGAUCAUUCUCUCACUCAUCUUUUCCUUUUCCACAAUUUUGGUCAAUGGAGAUCAAGAUCACGAAUUUGUGAGAAGCAUGGACAGGAAGCUAUUAGGGCUCAAGAAAGAAAAGCUCAGCCAUUUCAAAGUAUACUGGCAUGACAUCCUUACAGGCCCUAACCCUAGUUCCAUCCAAGUUGUGCCACCAUUGAACACUUCAAUAACAGCUUUUGGGUUAGUGAGAAUGAUCGAUAACCCUUUAACCUUAGGGCCUGAAAUGAGCUCAAGGUUGGUAGGAAAGGCGCAAGGGUUUUAUGCACAGGCAUCACAACAAGAUCUUGGCUUGUUAAUGGCCAUGAACCUUGCUUUUAUUGAAG